Messenger RNA from Salvia splendens (bonfire salvia), 698 nucleotides. RefSeq names its product stress enhanced protein 1, chloroplastic. The coding region runs from base 116 to 541 and encodes 141 amino acids. The transcript is spliced from 4 exons. The record is from RefSeq and is a predicted model, not a curated record. NCBI's taxonomy places the organism in Eukaryota, Viridiplantae, Streptophyta, Magnoliopsida, Lamiales, Lamiaceae.
CUACAGUAGCUUAUAAAGUGAGUUGAAAUAAAUCGGAUUCCUGGGUGCUUCCUCACCACUCGCAUUUCUGGGUGGAUAUUGUUGCAGCAGUCGGAAAAGGUCUACGGUGGAUACAAUGGUGGCCACCGUGCUAUCUUCUUCUCUCUGUUGCUAUGCCUCAAUUCGCGAUACUCGUAUGCCUCAUCAUGCCAAAUUAGUUUCUUCUUCUCGUCAAUUCGGCACCGCCUUCGCCACUGGUUCCCCUCUCUCGAUUCGGACACCACCAAUCUACCGGAGAAAGGCUGCUGCUCUCAGUUCAACAUCAGUGUGUGUAAGAUGUGAGCAGAGUACAAAUGAACAAGGCAGUGGUUUAGAUGUAUGGCUGGGACGACUCGCUAUGGUUGGUUUUGCUGCUGCUAUUAGUGUUGAAGUUGCUACUGGCAAGGGGCUUCUAGAGAAUUUUGGCCUCGCAGAUCCUCUGCCAACAGUGGCGUUAGCAGUCACAGCAUUGGUGGUAGUUCUCACUGCAGUCUUCAUCUUUCAGUCUGCAUCCAAAAAUUGACCUCAUUUGUUUUUCUUGAAGAUGCCUUCUGUUAUGUAUAUUGUAUGUUCUUUUGAAAGAUGAGUUACUUUCCACAUACAGAUCAUGAAAGUGUAAAGAUACUGACGUUCUUUAUCUCAAAUCCAGGUUUUUUGUAUGAUUAACAAUUGAAACAUCA